GGGAGAAGCAAACAUUUCUAAAAAAAACAACAGAUUUUGCUUUGUCAUUAUAGGAUAUUGUGUGCAGAUAGAUGAGGCGGAAAAACUAGUUAAUUUUAGAAUACAGCUGUAACCUAACAAAAUGUGGAAAAAGUCAAGAGGUCUGAAUAUUUGGUGGACAGUUUUUUUUUUUUUCAAUCUCUUUCUCAUCUGCAGUUUGUGACGGUCUCACCGUCAGUAUUAUUUCUUUCUCACAGCAACAGAUUAGUGCAGGUAUUGGUUGAGAGGCUCUACUCCUUACUUGUCAUUCUCAGACACACCUUCCUCCUUACCAUCUGAAGAGAGCAGUGUCCCCACUGCCCGGGUCUUCUUACUGCUGGAUUUGUAAGUCAUCUCUACUCACUUGAUUCAACUCCAAAUGUCAUAUCAUUUUACCAGACACUCUUAUCCAGAGCAAAUUACAGUAGUGAGUGCAUACAUUUUCAUACUGAUCCCUACACGGAAUUCUACAUGGGAAUGAAACCCACAACCCUGGCGUUGCAAACGCCGUGCUCUACCGACUGAUCUACAAGGGCUGUGUUUUGAACUACCCUACCAGACUACACAGAAUUCUACAUGGGAAUGAAACCCACAACCCUGGCGUUGCAAACGCCGUGCUCUACCGACUGAUCUACAAGGGCUGUGUUUUGAACUACCCUACCAGACUCCUCGAGAUUUGAUAUUUGGUUCUGAUCGAGAACACAUGAAGCAGUGCAGAGUCAUCCUAGUCACAGAUCUUUGGGGUAUGUUCAGGCACAAUCCCAGAAAGUACUAGUCUGAUAUGUAAAUUGACUUUAUUUUUGUAUGAAUUGGUUGGAAUAUUAAUAACUUUGCCUCAUGUGAAAUACAAAGUUAUUUUCAGUGUACAAGUUUUGCAGUAUAGUGCCGUAGCAUAUUUUGUUUGGUCAUAUCAACAUUUACUACAGAAACAUACAAACCUCAAUGCGUUCUUCCUUGCACCUCUUGAUUGCAAGCCACGUCAUUUUAUAGCUUUUUAAAUGAAGGUGGGAAUUUGUAGGCAAGCCACUUCAUGUAUAUAAUCACUUAGUUGCUAAUACUAUGUAUUGGUUAUUGAGAGGCUUUGACAACCACCGUUCGGCCAUAUUGGCACUACCCAGUAGGAGCAGUCCUCUAUAGGAAUGAAUGGGGUUCUACAGUAUUUCAAUGAAAUGUUUCAUAGACAAAAUUACAUGGAUUUAAGUGUUUUGUUGUAAUGGAGAAAGUAACCGUAGUAAUCUAAAAAAUUAUACUUUAAGGAUAAAAAAAUAAAUAAUGUUUAGCUCACAAUGUAAUUUAAAAGUAUGCAUUAAGAUGUUUGUAAUAUAAUAAAUGUGGCAAAAACGAAUGUAGACAUCAAUAAAAGCGUUUCUAUAGCUUCCAAAAUAUGUUUUACAAUGGUGGGGCUGCCAAGAUGUAGUCAGUGGCUUCAACACAGUGCCCCCUAUUAGUCAUCCAGUGUAUAUAUAAAUGAUUUUGUCACUUCCCACAACCAAUCGGUAGCUCGAGUUUGACACGUGUGUCUGCGGAAUUCCCCCAACACUCCGGGGCUUUCCAGCUGACUGAUAGACUGUAUGCGAUCAGGCGAUCAUAACAGUCUAACUAACCAGAUAGAUUGGAUACAAUCAACGGUUGACUCGAUGGAGAAAUACAUGGAACAGAAAUGCAUGGAGCAAAUCCCGGAUUUCAGCUGACACUGAAGUGAACACCACUGUGUGCUUUUGAGGGUACGCCGUGACAUUCUACAAUCGGGUUGAUCGACUACAACAGCAGCUGUUGUGCUGUCUUGUUCAUUGCGUAGAGGUGGAUCAAGUUCAAGGAGUUCAAAGGGAGGUGACAGUGAGCCUGAAAUAUCAUCAUCUAUGAUCCACUGACAGGCAUCAUGUCUGGAGCACUGAGAAUGGAUGAAGCUCAGUACAGCAUGAAAAUGAUUGAAAAUGAGCUGAUGAUGAAUUUGUCCUAUGAGUUCAUGCCCCCUGUGGAUGUCAAGAUCGAGCCCUAUGUACCGGAGACCGGUGGGUUUCUACUUUCUACCCUACGUACACAUGCUCAUGGACCCUACAUUCAGAUCAUUGAGGAGCCCAAACAGAGAGGCUUCAGAUUCCGCUAUGAGUGUGAGGGUCCGUCCCACGGUGGGCUCCCAGGGGCCUCAAGCGAGAGGAACAGGAGGACCUAUCCAACUGUCAAGGUGUCUAACUAUGUGGGGAUUGCCAGGGUGGAGGUGCAGCUAGUGACCCACUCAGACCCCCCCCAGGUCCACGCUCACAGUCUGGUGGGGAGGCAGUGCUGCACGGAGAGUGGCAUAUGCAGUAUGGAUGUGGGCCCAAACGACCUCACAGCACAGUUCAGUAACCUGGGCAUCCUUCAUGUCACUAAGAGAGGGGUGGGGGAAGUGUUGUGCAAGAGACUGAGAGAUGAGAAGAGGAGGCAAGGGGGGCAGCACUAUCAUUUUACUGAUGCAGAGGAACAAGCCAUAGGGAGAGAAGCCAAGGAGCUUGGGAAGAUCAUGGACCUGAACAUAGUGAGGUUAAAGUUCACGGCCUACCUCCAGGACAGUAACGGCGGGUUCUCUAGGGCCCUGAAGCCGGUGGUCUCCAACCCUAUCUAUGACAGCAAGUCACCCAAUGCCUCGAACCUGAAGAUCUCCCGUAUGGAUAAGACCAGUGGGUCUGUGCUGGGAGGAGAUGAGAUCUUCCUACUGUGUGACAAAGUACAGAAAGAUGACAUUGAGAUCCGCUUUUAUGAAGAGGAUGAUGGAAGCUGGGAGGCCUUUGGUGAUUUCUCUCCAACUGAUGUCCACAAGCAGUACGCCAUUGUGUUUAAGACGCCACCGUACCACAGCGCCGAGAUCGAGCGUCAAGUCACUGUAUUCCUCCAGUUGAAAAGGAAGAAAGGCGGCGACUGCAGCGACCCCAAGCAGUUUACCUACGUUCCCCGAGUUCAAGAUAAAGAGGAGGUGCAGCGUAAAAAGCAGAAGCCCUUCCCCUAUAAUGACCAAUGGGGAGGACCUCUGGGAGGGGCUGGGGGUGCAGGGAGAGGGGCCGGAGGAUUCGGAGGCGGAGCAGGUGGCGGUGGCGGUGAGGAACCUAGAUGCUUCCAGUUUAACCAGCAGAUGAAUGGAACGGGGUGGAUGGGGGGUGGAUUCUCUGGUUUUGGGGGCGGUGGAGCCCAGAUGUCAGGCACCACUGCCCAGGCUGAGGGGACCCAGCAGCAACAGGCAGGAGGGAUGGCCGGACAGACGCCAGGACAGACAUCCUCACCACUACAACAGCAGCUCUUCCAGAUUGCUGCCACUCUCCAGAGCAGGGCCACUCGGAUGAGCAAGCAGACAGCUGGGGCUCUACUACAGUACUGCACCACUGGGGACGUCCGGGUCCUUCUGGCAAUGCAGAGACACCUAUGUGGGGUCCAGGAUAAAAACGGAGACACGCCUUUGCACCUGGCCAUCAUUCACCAGCAGUCAGCUGUGACCCAGCAGCUGGUUCAUACACUCCUCACCAUCCAGCAACACAAAGUCCUUAACAAGCUCAACCACCUCGGCCAGACUCCUCUCCAUCUGGCGGUGAUCACCAGGCAGGUUAAGGUGGUGGAUGUUCUCCUCCGGGCCGGAGCAGACCCCACCCUGCUGGACCGGGACGGACGGACCGCCCUGCACCUGGCAGCGCUGGCCGGGGAUGACGUCACACUCCGGGUCCUGCUGGGCCACCUAGGAGAACGCUACCUCCACCUGGUCAACAUGGCCGACUAUCAUGGUCUCCAUCCUCUCCACCUGGCUGUUUGUAAGGGAGGAGAGCGCUGUCUGCGUCUGCUGGUGGAGGGCGGGGCUAAGAUCAACGCCCCGGAGCAGAAGAGUGGAUGCUCCGCCCUCCACCUGGCUGUUAGAGAGAACUACUUCAAAGUGGCCUGCACUCUCAUCACAGAGCUGAAAGCAGAUGUAAACAUGUGUACGUUUGGAGGGAACACUCCUCUCCAUCUGGCUGCCAGUCGCAGCUCCCCCCCCCUCUGCUCCAUGCUCAUUGCUGCAGGAGCCGACAAGAAUCUGGAGAACGACGAGCCGCUCUUCUUCAGCUCCUCCUCGUCAGAUGAGGAGCAGGAGGAUGGACCAGUAAGAGAUUUCAGAGAAUCGGCGAUCCAACAGCUACCGAACACAACACCACUUUCAGAGGGAGAACAAGUCAACCCUCGUAAGAGGUCAGCAACAGGACAUACACCCUUUGACCUGGCUAAAUGUCAUAAGGUGAGAAACCUUCUAGACACCAGACAGAGUCCCAAGCCCAGUCAACAAUCAAGUAAAAAGCCUAAACCGAGCAGCAUGGAAGCAGAAAGAGGGCAGCUAGACAGUGAGACGCUAAGCAAGCUGUGUGAGCUCCUCAGUCUGAACGAUGUGCCCUGGAGACAGCUGGCAGAGAAACUCAACAUGCUCUCACUGGCACACCUAUAUCAGGAGAGUCCCUUGCCCUGUCACAACUUGCUGGAGAAUUACCAGUUGGGUGGCGGUCCAGUGGAAGGCCUGGUGGAAGCUCUACAGUCUCUGGGUCUGACUGAAGGAGUGAGACUACUGAGACAGGCUGAGCUGAGAGAGGACAAACAAAACACAGAUCAGACAGUGGACAGUGGCUUUGCUAGUCAGCCAAUGGAGGAGGAGCUGGAGGAGCCAGCCUUGGCCAACCAGUGAGCAGCAGGAAGGGUGAGGGGUAAGACCCUCGUGUGAGGGACGUUUCACCCCAACGUUUCAUCAUGGAGAUAUGACUAACUCUGUUCAGCACGCACAUUGGGAAUCUGAUGUCAUACCCAAGCCUCUACUGAUAAAUGCAGAAUUCUCUCUCUGCCAUGACUGGCAGUCAACCAGUUUGAAUUUUUCUAACGAGCUGAAGGGAAGAAAAUCUCAAUGUACAAUUUUAAGUGGCGUUAUAUCUUGUUCCGUUAUUUCUGAUGGUGACUGAGUUUUUUUUUUGAUGGUCCAUUUGUGUCUUCCAAAAAGUCCCAGUAUAAAUGAAAAUUCUUAAACGUGCAACAUCAAAUUGAUCAAUGGAAUUAUCAAUUUAACUCAUAUUUAUUGGCUGACAAUCUUACUAAUACUGUGUAUUCAUUUGGUUUAACAUUCAACCAAAUAUAAUUAUACAGCCUUAUUUCAAAUGUUUGUGGAAGGUUUGCUGUGUAACGUUUUGAAAACUUGUCAAUGUUGAAUCAAAUGCAUUUUUUUCUUUUUUUUUUCUGACAAAUGGAUCUUUUCAAAAAUGUUUAUUUUUGUCCUCUGCCCCAAACAUACAAACCAUUUAGUAUAUUUCACAGAGCGCAAAAUCUGAAUGUGUUAUUGACAAUAUGUACAGCUAACGGGAAAUGAAAGAAAUAAGCGGGUAUGGGGUCCAGUAAAAACCUCUACAUGAAGCAGUAUACUAUCUUUUUUUGUUGACAAAUACUUAAGACCAAGUUGACUGAUAAGCAGAAAAGAAAUGGGGCCUACUCUUGAAAUAGAAUAUCUAAGCCAAAGUGGUAAAGGGUGUGACAACCCCUGUUUUUAUAUCACAGAAGCCCUACUUUGGCUUGUAAUUCUGUCUAUCCAUGGUUUCUCACCAUACCACCUCACAUAUUUACACUGGGGGAAAGAGACACACCCAAAAGUGAUUUGUGACAUUCUGCAUGACUGCACCUUACCGUGUCAUGGUCCCUGUAGAAUUACACUGACAGCCAACAUUGCUAAAUGUGACCAACUGAGUUUGAACCGUGUCCUCUGAGCAACAAGACUGUUAGCCCGCUGAGCUAAAGCCUAGAUAAUAGUUUGAGGCAAGGGCACUCACAGUUACACUAAGCCAUUUUGUGGUUUUAUUCAAACAGCCAUAUUUGCGGAUGCCUAACUCAACAACAAUCAUCUCAUUCUGUUUGCAGUGGGGGUCCUCAUGCAUAGAAUCACGUCACCAUGGUCAAAUUUUAACAUGGAGGGGGUGAUCCCUGUGGGUCUAUGAUGACACCCAGAUAACUAUCACGCACUCCUGUUACUCAUACAGUACAACCUGCGGCCAUUGUUUCCCAUUGGAACAGCAAACUCUGGUGACCAUAUGGUGGCAUUACUGCACUGGUUCAGACCACACUGCAAGCCUGAGAAGAAAAUGGCUAUGCCUCGGCAUGAUAUUUAUUUUUACCUUUAUUUAACUAGGCAAGUCAGUUAAGAACAAAUUCUUAUUUUCAAUUCUAUAUACACAGUGAGAAAUUGUUUUGGUUCUCUACUAAAGCACUUUGGAUUUGAAAUGACUGAGGUUAAAGUUCAGUCAGUCAGCUUUAAUUUGAGGGUAUUUUCAUCCAUAUCGGAUUAACCAUUUAGAAAUUACAGCACUUUUUGUACAUCGUCCAAAAGUAUUGGGGCAAAUUCACUAUUAAAGAUUGUGCCCAAAAUAAAUGGUAAAUAGAUGUAA
This is a messenger RNA of Oncorhynchus mykiss (rainbow trout), 6425 nucleotides long. RefSeq names its product nuclear factor NF-kappa-B p100 subunit. Gene Ontology annotation, biological process: signal transduction; regulation of DNA-templated transcription. Lineage: Eukaryota; Metazoa; Chordata; Actinopteri; Salmoniformes; Salmonidae. Gene Ontology annotation, molecular function: DNA-binding transcription factor activity, RNA polymerase II-specific; RNA polymerase II cis-regulatory region sequence-specific DNA binding; protein binding. The record is from RefSeq and is a predicted model, not a curated record. Gene Ontology annotation, cellular component: cytoplasm.